This is a messenger RNA of Lactuca virosa, 1328 nucleotides long. Lineage: Eukaryota; Viridiplantae; Streptophyta; Magnoliopsida; Asterales; Asteraceae. The record is from the annotation of a GenBank genome assembly.
CCUCAGACCACAAAACUCAUUAUCAUUCUAGCUACUUCUUUCUCUUUUUCAUCAUGUCUUUUAAGGAAGAACCACAAUCACCUUUGCAACCACCAGCAUAUGGAAACUUAAUCACAAUUCUGAGUAUCGAUGGAGGUGGAGUACGAGGAAUCAUUCCAAGUGUCAUCCUUGAAUUUUUGGAAAUUGAACUACAGAAAUUAGAUGGUGAGAAUGCACGGCUUGCGGAUUAUUUUGAUGUAAUAGCUGGGACAAGCACCGGUGGUCUUGUGACCGCCAUGUUAACCACUCCGGAUGAAGAUAACCGUCCGAUUUUUGCAGCAAAGGAUGUUAAAGAUUUUUAUCUUCAACAUUGUCCUAAGAUCUUUCCACAUGAUAGCCAUCCGUUCGCUCCUGCUACAAAAGUGAUCAAAGCUCUAUCAGGGCCAAAAUAUGAUGGUGAAAAUCUACACAAAGUUAUUCGAGAAACACUACAAGAAAAACGACUCCAGGAAACAUUAACAAAUGUCGUGAUUCCAACAUUUGACAUCAAAUAUUUGCAACCCGUGAUCUUCUCAAGCUACCAGUUAAAGAAGAACCCAAGUCUUGAUGCCAAGUUAUCUGAUAUAUGCAUUGGAACAUCAGCUGCCCCAACUUAUCUUCCUUCACAUUCAUUCCAAACAAAAGAUACCGAAGGAAAAUUACUUAGAGAAUUCAAUCUUAUUGAUGGUGCAAUAACAGCCAACAAUCCGACUUUAGUUGCCAUAAGUGAAGCACAGGGUCACCAGAAUUUCAAGAAAAGUAUGAUGCAACAAAGUCAUCCAGUUGGGGGAUUUUGGGUUGGUUGGCUGGUGGAGGCUCUGACUCCAUUGGUGGAUGUAUUUACUCAGGCGAGUGGUGAUAUGGUUGACUAUCAUAUCUCUACUGUCUUCCAAGCCCUUCAUUCAGAAGAAAAUUAUCUUCGUAUUCAGGAUGACACUUUAAGUGGGGACUUAACUUCCAUGGAUUUGGCAACACAUGAGAACUUAGAAAAUCUUGUGAAAGUGGGACAAGAGUUGUUGAAAAAACAAGUGACGAAAGUGAACUUUGGCACGGGCAUAUCUGAGCCUUACCAUCAUACCACCAAUGAGAUGGCUUUAAUAAAGUUUGCGAAAAUACUCCACCAGGAGAAGAAUGUAAGAGAACUUAGAUCACCAAGUACUAAUAGAGGAAGAAUUACACGAGAAGAGUCGAUGAAAGAACAAACUACACUUUCACAAAGAACGCCAGCACUCUCAAAUGCAAUUCAUCACUCUCUUCCAGAUUUAUAUAAACUCAACCCAAACUAAGAUUUUCUUUCUUGUAUAUGGAUA